AUGGCCGAAGACUACCAAUUUCCGUGCUGCGAUGAAGGAAGCGACUUUGAUUCCUGUGUCCGCUGCAACAAAUGUGAAGCGUGGUACCAUUUCUGCUGCGUCAACAUCGAUGAAGAGGACGUGGAGGGAAUGCUUUGGUAUUGUAAUAAAUGUAUUUGUUUGGAACCAUCCCUUCUGGAAUCCUUUGGAGCAGUUGGACAAACUGCAACUCGUCGGCAGCCACAUAGGGCAGCCAAAAAGAAAGGUAGUAAAGAGCCUGCAGUCGGUCCAGGUUCUAGAAGUAGCUUGUUGUCAAAUGCAGUAUCAAAUAGCGGUCCCGGUACAAUUGAAGCGCGAAGUGAGGCUAAAAUAAGGAAAAGUGGAAGUGAGACAUCAAAAAGAUCAGUGCGUGAAGCAGCUAAGCGAGAACUGCAACGAAUGCAUGAAAUCAGUAUGAAGAAAAUGGAAGAAGAAGAAAUCGAGAGAAAGUUGUUAGAACAUAAGCUUAAAACAGUUCAACGUGAACGAGAAGAAAUGGUAUCCAGGCACGAACAGGAGAGGCUUGCUGAAGAAGACAGCGAUUCAAGUGAAGAUAAUUCGGGCGAAGGAGAGGCAGAUGCUUUUCUCGAGAAGGUUGAAGCAUGGAAUGCAGAUCAGGAAAAUCAACAUUUAGAAGAUCCGUUGCGAGAAACCUUGGAGAUACCUGCUCAAGUGAAACAAUCGACCAUGAAUCGAGACGAAAACAAGCAGCGGUCGUCAGGAGCUAAACCAAAGUCGAACUUUGGUCGUCGUGAAGUGCUUCCAGCCAACAUAAGCAGCAUAGCGAGUGAUUUCGAGGCUCCAUGUGGUGUAAUGAGGAAAGGUUUACAAGGAAUUCGAAAAGAACCAACACAUCUACAGAUAGCUGCCCGACAAGUGUAUCCUAAAACCUUGCCCAAGUUUUCAGGAAGACCAGAAGAGUGGCCGAUAUUUAUUAGUGCAUUUGAACAAGCUAAUGAAUCUUGUGGAUUCACUGACGCAGAGAAUUUGGUGAGGCUUCAAGAAGCAUUGCUGGGGAAAGCACUGGAAACUGUGCGCAACCGUCUGCUGCUUCCAGGAAACGUUCCUAAAAUCAUCGAGAAGCUCCGCAAAAGGUUUGGAAAUCCUGAAAUCCUAUCCACUAUGCUAGCAUACCGAAUACAACGUCUUGCAGGCCCCAGUUCAGAAGAUCUUGAAUCGUUGAUCGAAUUCGGCAGUGCUGUGGAAGAGUUUACCGAACACAUGAAAGCGGCGAAACUUUUCGAUCAUCUCAAAAAUCCAAUCCUUAUGCAAAGUCUUGUACAAAAACUCCCUUCGUGUUAUGUUAUGGAGUGGGUUGAGUUUAAACGUCGCUGGUCUGUGGUUGAUUUGGAAACAUUUGGAAAUUUUAUGGAGGAAUUAGUCGAUAAAGCGUUGGAAGGAACUUUUGAGCAAUUUAGUGCAGACGACAUAAUGAAAGGCAAGAAGAAGGAGAAACUUGGAACGAAAGGAUUUGUUAAUUCUACAGACGGCGAGACACUGAAUCAAUGUUGUAUGUGUACCCAAAAGGAAUCGGCGACAGAUAUACAAAAACCCCAACAAGCUGGCGGAGUCAUUCGUUCAGUGACAAACGAUCGCUGCUGUUCAGUUUGUAGGAAACCCGGUCACUUUGGAAGAAACUGCAACGAGUUUUUAAAGUUGAACAUAGAAGAGAGAUGGAGGACUACGAAUCGAUUACAAUUAUGCCCAUUAUGCAUCUUCAACCACGGUGGAAAGGAGUGUUAUUCGAAACGAAGAUGUAAUGUUAACCAGUGUCAAAAAAGACAUCACCCAAUGUUACACUGGGAGGAAACUACGGGAUCAUAUACCAUCAGAAAUUGCAACAACCAUCAUCGCUCAGAUCACUCUGUUCUCUUUCGGAUUAUGCCUGUUACUCUAUAUAGUUCGGAGAAGCAAGUCCAUGCACUAGCUCUUAUCGACGAGGGUUCUUCUGUUACCUUGAUAGAUAAUGAUUUAGCAAAUCAGUUGGGAGCAGAAGGAGAACGAGAACCAUUACAAAUGUCGUGGGCCAAUGGAAUUAAUUCAACUGAGAACGAAUCGUUGAAGUUAAAUCUUAAGAUUUCUGGUAGAGGAAGUACCCAUAAGUAUAAUUUGCUUGAUGCCAGAACGGUUAAAAAUCUGGAUUUACCCAUGCAAGAGCUUAGUAAAUCUGAGUUGGAAAGGAAGUACAAACAUAUCCAAGAUGUCACAAUUCCAUCCUACAGCGUUUCUGCUCCUAAGCUUUUGAUCGGCAUCAACAAUAUCCAUUUGAUUGCCCCUCUCCAAUCACGUGUAGGUGAACUUGGCGAACCCAUAGCAGUUCAGUGCAAGCUUGGUUGGACACUGUAUGGACCAAGGCCUCGAGUUGUAUCAAAUGUAUUUUUCAUCGGGCACCAUCGUUGUAACUGUGAUAAGUGUUGCAAGACAGAUCGUGAAAUGAACGACGCUUUGAAACAAUUCUUCCAGCUCGAAGCUGUUGGUGUAUCUUCUGUUCCUCUGGAAUCGAAAGAAGAUCAACGAGCGCGAGAGAUUCUGCACAAAACGACUAGAAGAGUAGGUGAGCAUUUCGAGACAGGUCUUCUGUGGAAAGAAGAUGAAAUAUCUUUUCCAGAAAGCUACAAGAUGGCCGUGAACCGAAUGCAUAGUUUCGAAGCUCGUAUGAAUCGAAAUCCGGGAGUAAAAGAAGCGAUCGAGCAACAGAUAGAGGAGUAUAUAGCCAGAGGUUACGCGCAUCGCAUAACACCAAGAGAGCUCAGAGAGACGACGCCGGAAAAAAUUUGGUAUUUGCCGCUCAACUACGUGACUCACCCUAAGAAACCUGAAAAGAUUCGACUUAUAUGGGAUGCUGCAGCUAAGGUGAAAGGAGUGUCUUUGAACGAUAAACUCCUGAAAGGACCCGAUAUGAUCACUUCAUUACCAGCUGUGAUCAAUGGAUUUCGUGAGAGGAAAAUUGCUUUCGGCGGUGACAUACGGCAAAUGUUUCACCAGAUCCAGAUUCGUACAGAAGAUCGACAAGCCCAACGCUUCCUUUACCGAUCGAAUACAUACGAAGAACCGCAGAUUUAUGUUAUGGAUGUCGUUACGUUUGGAGCUAGAUGCUCCCCUUGUAUUUCGCAGUUUGUGAAGAACCUAAAUGCUCGCGAGCAUGAGAAUGAAAGUCCCGAAGCGGUAGAGGCUAUCGUAAAAAAACAUUUCGUCGAUGACUAUUUCGACAGUGCAGAUACGGAGGAAGAAGCUGUAAAAAGAGCAGUCAGUGUCAAAUCAAUUCACGCUGCUGGUGGAUUUGAGAUAAGAAAUUGGGUCAGUAACUCUGCGAAUGUUUUGGAAAAACUCGAAGCUUCGAUUUCUGAACCAAGGGAAGACAAACUUAUAAAAAUAGGAGGCGACGUAGAACGAGUUUUAGGAGUGAGCUGGAGUUCGAAAGAUGAUGUAUUUCAAUUUUCCACCGAAAUGUGCAGAGAUCUCAGGCCGUAUAUGACAGAAGGUGCAUGGCCAACAAAACGGAUAGCUCUAAAAUGCGUUAUGAGCAUGUUCGACCCGAAGCAGUUUCUGGCACCACUGUUAAUACACGGCAGAAUACUUAUGCAAGACGUGUGGCGUAGCGGUAUCGGCUGGGAUGAUAAUUUGGAGGAGGCUCAAUUCAAGCAGUGGCUCAGGUGGAUUGAGUUGUUCCCUUUGAUUGAAAAGGUUCGCAUACCACGAUGCUAUUUGGGGAACAUGGCUUCUUCAGCAUAUGAAUCGAUACAGUUACAUGUUUUCACUGACGCUGGGGAAGAUGCCUACGGCUGCGUAGCUUACUUUAGGUUCGUAUGUGAGGGAUCCAUACACUGUUCUUUCGUCGAAGCAAAGGCAAAAGUCUCUCCGUUACAACACAUGUCAGUUCCAAGGAAGGAGCUACAAGCUGCAGAACUCGGCACGCGAUUAGCAAAAUCGAUAAGUGAGACACAUUCCUUUUCCAUAACCCAAAGGGUCAUGUGGACUGAUUCACGCGCUGUUUAUUCAUGGGUCAGAUCCGAUCGAAGAAAGUACAAAGAAUUUGUUGCUCAUCGUGUUGGACAAAUAUUAUCUAUCACUAAUCCAGAAGACUGGCGUUGGGUGCCAACAAGAAGUAAUCCAGCCGAUGAUGUUACGAAGUGGGGAAAAGCAACUGAAGUCCACUCAUGCAGUCGUUGGUUUAAAGGACCAGACUUUUUGUACGAAGCGGAAGAGUCUUGGCCCGAACAAUGCCACACCCUGAUCAACGUCGAAGAAGAGUUUCGUGCCCGAGUGUUAUUCCACGAGAUAUUGUUACCAGAAGGAUUAUUUCAUCGCAUUGAUCAAAUAUCUCGAUGGAACGUCCUAGUUCGCAUGGUUGCCACUGUAUAUCGUUAUGUAUCGAACUGCCGACGACUAGCCAAAGAUUCCCCGAUCGAAGCUUUACCGACAAACGAAGAUGAGUCAAAAAAAUCUAAGAUUCCGUACAUUGUUUCUCCACUUCGGCAGGAAGAAUACAUGUUAGCAGAGAACUGUUUAUGGCGAAUCGCUCAAAACGAAGAAUACGGAGAUGAAAUCGUUAUUUUGACUCGGAAUCAGAAGUUGCCUGAGGAACGUAAGAUACCACUUGAACGAUCAAGCGCUUUGUACGAUAAAUCGCCAUUUUUGGACGAGUAUGGAGUAAUACGUAUGGAAGGCAGAACCGAAGCAGCAGAGUACAUGACGUAUGACUCAAAAUUCCCAAUAAUUCUUCCUAAAAAACAUCUAGUUACCAAGAAAUUAGUCGAAUAUUUUCAUCAACAAUCAGCCCACGGAAGCCGAGAAAUGGUAGUGAACGAGAUACGACAGCGUUUUUAUAUAGGAAAUGUGAGAUCCUUGGUAGAAAAGGUUUCCCGCGAAUGCUUGUGGUGUAAGAUACAGAAAGCCAAACCUAGUAUACCCCGAAUGGCCCCUUUACCAAGACAGCGUAUGGCAGCAGGAGCUGAACCAUUUUCCUUCGUUGGAAUUGAUUAUUUUGGACCUUUGGACGUUGCGGUUGGCAGAAGGCGCGAGAAACGUUGGGUUGCUUUGUUCACCUGUAUGACCACGCGUGCACCCUGUGAGCAGCAACGCGUCAAACGUCACCAAAAGCGUUUGAACGUUCUUCAAGUUCCGGAAUGGGAGAGGAGGAAAGAAAGCAAAGGAGAGAAAAUCGAUGGGGGAGCAGCGAUGAGGUGUCGGAGUCGAGGAGAUGCGAAACGACUAGUCAGUUGGGAGCAAGCGGCCUUUAAGCACGGUCGACUAUUUUUGAACGGAAAAUUAAAGCAACUUCCAAAAAGUUAUCCGAUUCCAUCCGGUGGUUCCAGCACAGAUCCGUUGGCAACUUCCCAGGCUCCCACAUCCCGGGUCCCCUUGUAG
Uranotaenia lowii is the source of this 5385-nucleotide messenger RNA. RefSeq lists its product as uncharacterized. The transcript has 3 exons. The coding region runs from base 1 to 5385 and encodes 1794 amino acids. NCBI's taxonomy places the organism in Eukaryota, Metazoa, Arthropoda, Insecta, Diptera, Culicidae. The record is from RefSeq and is a predicted model, not a curated record.